Molecule: messenger RNA, 834 nt
Organism: Symbiodinium necroappetens
Lineage: Eukaryota; Dinophyceae; Suessiales; Symbiodiniaceae
Source: the annotation of a GenBank genome assembly
AUGCUCCAGGCAGGGACUGCACGCCUAGUUUGCCUGUGCGAGGGGCUGCUGAGCUGCGAGGACUUGGCGCGCCGCCUCCGCCGCCCGGAUCCAGCUCCAGAGCCGCAAGAGUCCAAGAGCUACGACCUGGCUCAGAAGCAGGGGCUUGCGGACUUCCUGAAAGAUGCGGACAUCCGCUUGGUGCGAGCCGACUUCAUUAAGAAGCUGCACCGGGAAGGACAGCGUCUCCCGCGGCGCCAGGAAGCGGAGUCCGCUUACGUGGACGGCCGCACGGCGCUGGUGACACACGAGGAGGUCAAAGACUGGGCCGAUGGCAAGGCGCCUGACGACACCCAGCUCGUCUCGCUUUCCCACUGUUGGGAGUCGAGAGAGCAUUGCGACCCCUACGGAUACCAAGUUACCAAGCUAGCCAAGGCUCUUGAUGGAGAGGAGUGGGUGUUCAUCGACUAUGUAUCUCUGUAUCAGUUCCAGCGACUCUCCCAGCAGCAGAACCUCGGCUUCCGGCGCGCGAUGCAGCACAUGCAUGUGCUGUAUUGCCAUGAUGAGACAAGCACACUACGAAUUGAGUCUCUGACGCCGAAGGACUGCAUAGCAGAAGCCAAGAGAAAGCAAGACUCUGUCAUAUUGUAUCACCACCCAACCGGCCUGGUGAAACCAGUGCCGGUCACUGAAUUGGUCGAGAACCGCACCCCGUAUGGGGAGCGAGGUUGGUGUGUUGCAGAGAGGGAGUGGUCCAGCACUCGGGCAGACACUAACCUUUCGCGUGAAAUAGAUGCGCCGCAAGGCGAGAAAGGGGGCAUCGCCCCGAUGUUGCCGGAGGCAUUUCGAAAGGAU